Panthera uncia (snow leopard) is the source of this 7969-nucleotide messenger RNA. RefSeq names its product ABC-type organic anion transporter ABCA8-like. The record is from RefSeq and is a predicted model, not a curated record. The coding region runs from base 2772 to 7646 and encodes 1624 amino acids. Gene Ontology annotation, cellular component: intracellular membrane-bounded organelle; mitochondrial inner membrane. The transcript is spliced from 38 exons. NCBI's taxonomy places the organism in Eukaryota, Metazoa, Chordata, Mammalia, Carnivora, Felidae. Gene Ontology annotation, biological process: lipid transport; transmembrane transport. Gene Ontology annotation, molecular function: ATP binding; lipid carrier activity; ATP hydrolysis activity.
CUCUCUCAAAAAUAAGUAAACAUUAAAAAAAAUUUUUUUAAUGUAACAGAGACACAAUAAAAAAUUGGCAAGUCCAUGAUCGGUGGAAAAAUUUAAUAGAAUUCCAUCAUAAAAUGAUUGCUCUAGCAAAUAACAUUCAAAAGGGUGCUGAAGGUUCGAAGAACACAAUUAUGAAAGAUACGUACAAAACAAACUAAAGGGUGACAUAUGGCUAUUUCAAGCAUACAUGGAGUAUUUCCAAAUAUUAAAAUAUGCUGAACCACCAAGGAAGUCUCAAGGAAUUUCAAUGAAACAAUAUCUUACAGAGCAGCACUUCCUCAGACUACAGCAUGAUCAAGUUAGGGACCAAAUAUUAAAAAACCACUAAAACCAAAGAAAUGCAAUAUUGUAGGGGCUAAGUAGGGGAUCCUAAGUAACAUAUCUUGUCUGUAGCUGUAUUUACAUUUCAUAGCAAAACUAAAAAAAAAAAAGGCAACAAAUAACACACAUCAAUAAACAUUUACGGCUGGGAUGUGUGGGGUAGUUUUUAGGUGGUUCUGCUGAUCUUGGAUAAGUUUUCUCAGAUCUCUGGGGUCUGGCUGGCCGUCCUUUGAUGUCGGCUACUCUAUACUCGGAUGACUGGGAUGAGUCCGCUGUUUCAUGUGCUUUUCAUCCCAGAGGCUAGCCCAGGUAUGCUCUGAUAGCAAUGGCAGAGCCACAGGAACAAGAAGAUAGAUUCAAGGUCUCAUAAGGUCUAGGCUCAGAACUGGCACAAUUCUGGUAACAGAGUGCUCCCAUCCCUCUCUACAGUCAAAGUUAUCGUCUGCCCUCAAGGAAGGAACUCCAGAGUUCUCAGACAAAAGGUAUGGACAAAAGUAGAGGUGAAGAAUUGGAACUUCUAUGUUGAAUAGGAGUGGUAGGAGUGAGUGCCCUUGUCUUGUUCCCGAUCUUAGAGGAAAAGCUUUCAACCUUUCACCAUUGAGUAUGAUGUCAGCCACGGGCUUGUGGUAUAUGGCCUUUAUCGUGCUGAGGUUUAUUCUUUCUAUGCUUACUUUUUUGAAAGUUUUUAUCAUGAAAGGAUGUGUAUUCUGUGAAAUGCUUUGCAUCUAUUGAGAUGACCGUAUGAUUUUUACCGUUCUACUCGUGUGCUGUAUUACAUUCAUUGAUUUGCAUAUAUUGAACCAUCCUUGCAUCUUGGGGGUGAAUCCCAUUUGGUUGUGGUGUAUCAUGUGUGGUUGUGUUCAGUUUGCUAAAAUCUUGUUGAGGGUUUUUACAUCUAUGUUCCUUAGGGAUAUUGGUCUGUAAUUUUCUCUUCUUAUAGUAUCCAUAUCUGGCAUUGGCCUUGGGGUAAUGCUGACCUCAUAGAAUGAUUCUACAAGUAUACCCUCACCUUCAGGUUUUUGAAGUCUUUGAGAAGGACUGGCAUUCAUUCUUUUCUGAUUGGUAGAAUUCAGUGAAGCUGUGUGGUCCUGGGCUUUUCUUUUUUGGGAGGUUGUUUAAUUUUAAUUUUUUAUUUUUUUAUUUGAGGGAGAGAGGGAGAGUGUGUGCACAUGAGCGAGUGAGGGGCAGAGGGAAAAAGAGAGAGAGAGAGAGAGAGAGAGAGAGAGAGAAUCUCAAGCAGGCCCCAUGCUCAGUGCAGAGCCCACUGUGGGGCUUGAUCCCACAAUCGUGGGAUCAUGACCUGAGCCAAAAUUAAAAGUUAGAUGCUUAACCAACAGAGCCACGAAGGCACCCCUGUUGGAAGGUUUUUGAUCACUAAUUCGAAGUCCUUCCAGCUUUUCUUUUGUUACUCAUCUCUAGUUUCCUAUUCUCAUGGUCAGAGAAGAAACUUAGUAUAAUUUCAGUUUGUUGAGACUUGGUUUGUUGCUUGUUGUACGAUCUAUCCUUGUAUCUGUUGGGAGGUCUUGGAUAUGUGAAAGCAUCCUCUCUCCUCCUUGGAUGAUAGCCUGUCUCUGCUUUGUAUCAGUGCUGGAUUCCCAAGCAAACCUCAGCAAUAACUCACCUUUGCUUAAGAACGGGGGCAGAGAGGUUUCCCACCGCAUUCUUGAUGGUAGAUGGCCAUUGCUAACUCCAUGCAAGGGUCGUGUUGUGCCAAAUAAGGUGUGUUUGGAUGGAUGUUGUUGCAGCCCACGGGAUGACAGGGAAGCCUGAAUGUCAAGCUAUGGGCACAAGGACUGGAGUGCUCUGUCUUUGCAGUGGAGAGCAGAAGGAAACAAAAGUCUGGGGGAAAGGCUCCAGCUGUCUCAGGCUCCCAGAUGCAUUACCGCUGUGUGGUCAAGAGCUGUUGGAAACCCCCAGUGAAACCUGUACCAUCCAGAUGCUUUGUGCUGAAGGAAAUCAUUUCCUCUGAGCAGUGGGGGGGUGGGAAGGAAAAUGAACCCCUCUGACACCAAAAAGAAGAGUCUCUUCUUCCCGAAAUGCCUCUUCAGUCCUUUCUCCUGACAGUUUUACAUCAUGGCGGCUGGCAAAGGAAAAUAUGUCUGGGGCCCAGAUCUGCUUUCACAGAGCGGGCUGCAAAGGAUGACUUUUGAGCUGAGAGGCGAAAAAAUGAUGAUCGACACAAUGCAUGAUGAACAAAUGAGGGAGUAAAGAGUUUGGACGUGGGAGGAAAAGAAAGCCAGGGCAGCGGGUUAUGAAAAGCUAACUUCGGAACUCUCAAUUCCUAGUGCUUAUGUCUAGCACUGCAACGAUCAGCCUGCUCUGUUUUGAUUGUUUGUUUGUGGGGAGAUUUCUUCUCAUUAAGGCCAUUGCAUUUACAUGAUCAUCUUGUCUUUCUUAUUAAACAGGGCAAAAUGAUUAAGAGGGAGAUAAGUGUGUGUCAACAAACAUGCGCAUUAUUAUGCAAGAACCUUCUUAAAAAAUGGAGAAUGAAGAGAGAGCCCUUAAUGGAAUGGCUAAGCUCAUUGCUCCUACUGCUUUUUUUGUAUGAAUAUCCUAUUUAUCAUGAAGCUCAUGAUUUUUCUUCACUGCCCGCCAUGGACCUGGGACCGGUAGAUUCAUUCAAUGAUACUACAUUUGCUAUUGCAUUCACACCGGUCACCAACGUAACCCAGCAGAUCAUGGACAAAGUAGCCUUGGCCUCCUUCAUGAAAGGUAGAGAAGUCUUGGGACUGUCCAGUGAAGAAGAUAUUCAAGAAUUAAGGACACAUUAUCUUGCAGAAAUAAUACAAGUCAGCUUUUCUAAUACAUUCUCGUAUCAUUUGAAAUUCUCACUGGGAUACAGAAUCCCAACGAUCAAGGAACACAGGGACCAUACAGGUCAUUGUUUUGAAAUGGGUACUGAAGAGGUUAGCUGCCAAGUUUCACAAUACUGGGAAAAAGGUUUUCUGGCUCUUCAAGCCGCUAUCAAUGCUGCUAUUAUAGAAACCACAACAAAUCAUUCAGUAAUGGAGGAACUGAUGUCUGUCACUGGAAAAAAUAUGAAGAUACAUCCUUUUGUUUAUCAAGGAGGUGUUGCCACUGAUUUCUUCAUUUUCUUCUGCAUCAUUUCCUUUUCCUCCUUCAUUUAUUAUGCAUCUAUUAACGUUACAAGGGAGAGGAAGAAGAUGAAGGGCUUGAUGAGGAUGAUGGGUCUUCGAGAUUCGGCCUUCUGGCUCUCCUGGGGUUUACUCUAUGCCGUCUUCAUCUUCAUUAUGGCGCUUUUCUUGACACUUGUUAUAAAAUCUGUCCAGUUUGUCAUUCUGACUGGCUUCGUGGCGAUCUUUAUCCUUUUUUUCCUCUAUGGACUGUCUCUGAUAGCUUUGGCUUUUCUCGUGAGUGUCUUGGUAAAGAAAUCUUUCCUCACUGGUCUGGUCGUGUUCCUUCUUACCGUCUUUUGGGGGAGUUUGGGAUUUACGGCAUUGUACAGGCACCUUCCUACAUCCUUGGAGUGGAUUUUAAGUUUUCUGAGCCCCUUUGCCUUCACGCUUGGAAUGGCCCAGCUCUUACGUUUGGAGAAUGACUUGAAUUCUAAUGCAUUUCCUGAUCCAUCAGACUAUUCAAAUCCGAUCAUAGCAACAGAUUUCAUGUUGGCUUUUGAUCUUUUCCUCUAUAUGGCACUGACGAUUUAUUUUGAGAAAAUUUUGCCAAAUAAAUAUGGACAUCAAUAUCCCCCCUUGUUUUUCCUGAAGUCUUCCAUCUGGUCACGGCAACCAAAAGCUGAUUGUGUGGCCCUUGAAGAUGAAAUACGUUCUGAUCCUUCAUCUAAUGACUCUUUUGAGCCAGUGUCUCCAGAAUUCCAUGGCAAAGAAGCCAUCAGAAUCAGAAAUGUUACCAAAGAAUAUAAAGGAAAGUCGGGUAAAAUAGAGGCUUUGAAGGGUCUGGUAUUAGACAUAUAUGAAGGCCAGAUCACUGCAAUACUUGGUCACAGUGGAGCCGGGAAAUCAACACUGUUAAACAUUCUUAGUGGGCUAUCAGUUCCCACCAAAGGUUCAGUCACCAUUUAUAAUAAUAAGCUUUCAGAAAUGGCUGACCUCGAUAAUAUCAGCAAGCUCACUGGGAUUUGUCCGCAAUCCAACGUGCACUUUGAUUUCCUCACCGUGAAAGAAAAUCUCAGGCUGUUUGCUAAAAUAAAAGGAAUUCGGCCGCAUGAACUGGACAAAGAGAUACAAAGAGUUUUGCUGGAGUUGGAGAUGAAAAACAUCCAGAACGUCCUUGCUCAAAACUUAAGUGGCGGACAGAAAAGAAAACUCAGCUUUGCGAUUGCCAUUUUAGGAGAUCCUCAGGUUUUCCUAUUGGACGAACCAACUGCGGGACUGGAUCCCUUUUCAAGGCACCUUGUGUGGAACCUCCUGAAGGAGUGGAAAGCAGACCGUGUGGUCCUCUUUAGUACCCAGUUCAUGGAUGAGGCUGACAUCCUGGCUGAUCGGAAAGUGUUUCUCUCCAGUGGGAAGCUGAAGUGUGCAGGCUCUUCUCUGUUCCUCAAGAAGAAAUGGGGCAUUGGAUAUCACUUAAGUUUGCAGUUGAAUGAAAUGUGUGUUCAGGAAAAAAUAACAUCGCUGGUUAAACAGCACAUCCCCGAUGCCAAAUUAUCAGCAGAAAGUGAAGGAAAACUUGUCUACACAUUGCCCUUGGAAAGAACAAGUAAAUUUCCAGCGCUUUACGAGGAUCUGGAUAGGUGUCCUGGCCUUGGAAUCGAGAAUUACGGUGUUUCCAUGACAACCUUGAACGAAGUGUUCCUGAAACUAGAAGGAAAAUCAGCUGUUGAUGAAUCAGAUAUUGCCACGUGGGGAGAAGCCCCGUCAGAAAGAGCUGGAGAUACAGAGAGGCUUGUUGAGACAGAGCAAGUUCUCAGUUCACUUAAUGAGAUAAGCCAGACCAUAGGCGGAAUGGCUCUUUGGAGACAGCAAAUCUGUGCGAUCGCAAGGGUUCGCUUCUUGAAAUUAAAGCAUGAAAGGAAAGCUCUUUUAUCACUGCUCUUGAUUCUCGGAUUUGGAGUUUGCCCUCUUCUCACAGAGAUCAUCACCAUGAAAGUGUAUCAACAGAGCUACGCUUGGGAACUUUCUCCUCGUUUGUACUUCCUGGCUCCUGGACAACAGCCACGUGAUCCUCUCACAGGAUUACUGAUCAUCAACAAAACAGGGGCAAGCAUUGAUGGCUUUAUACAUUCUGUGGAGCAUCAAAACAUAGCUUUGGAAGUGGAUGCAUUUGGAACUAAAAAUGCCGUAGAUGACCCAUCUUAUAAUGGAGCCAUCAUAGUGUCUGGUAAUGAAAAGUGUUACAGAUUUUCAUUAGUAUGCAAUACAAAAAGACUAAAUUGCUUCCCAGUUCUCAUGGAUAUUAUUAGCAAUGCACUGCUUGGAAUGGUUAAGCCAUCAGCACACAUCCAAACUGAUAGAAGUACAUUUUCAAGCGAGUCACAGAGAAAUUCGUUUGUAUUUUGGGAACAUACCAUAUUAUGGGCGAUUUUGGCAUCCUCUUGUACUCCUUAUAUUGCAAUGAGCAGCUUCGAUGAUUAUAAGAACAAAGCUCAGUCCCAGCUCCGGAUUUCAGGCCUCUUCCCUUCUGCUUACUGGUUUGGGCAGGCGCUGGUGGAUGUCCCAAUGUACUCCCUGAUCUUACUGCUUAUGUAUUUAUUAGACUACGGCUUAAACUUCCAAGAGUCUGCGUUUGUAACUGUAAAUCAGACUAUACAAAUCCCCUGUUCUAUUGGCUAUGCCUUCUCACUUAUCUUCUUGACAUACGUGAUUUCGUUCAUUUUUCGCAAGGGGAGGAAAAAUAGUGGCAUUUGGUCUUUUUCCUUCUUUAUGAUCUCCACCUUCUCUUUGUUUUUAUUUAUGCUAUUGGAUUACUUUGGAUAUGGUGUGCUGUAUUACAUCACCUUUUUAAUACCACAAGCCACCUUAAUUGGCUGCAUGUUCUUGUUUCUUUAUCAAGUCGAGUCUUCUCUUUGGACUCAAGAACCAACAAGGGCAGAGCCAUUUCUGGUAUUCUUAAUUCCUUUCCUUCAUUUUAUCAUCUUCCUUUUUAUUCUUCGGUGUCUGGAAUGGAAGUUCGGAAAGACAUCAACGAGGAAAGAUCCUUUCUUUAGAAUUUCUCCAAGAAGCAACAACGCAUAUCAAAAUCCAGAAGAUCCAGAAGGGGAGGAUGAAGAUGUCCAAAUGGAAAGAGUGAGAACAGCAGAUGCCUUGAAUUCCACGAACUUUGAUGAGAGACCGGUCAUUAUUGCCAGCUGUCUACGCAAGGAGUAUGCAGAGAAGAGGAAGCACUGCUUUUCCAAGAGGAAGAAGAAAAUCGUCACGAGAAAUGUCUCUUUCUGUGUUAGAAAAGGUGAGGUUUUAGGAUUAUUAGGACACAAUGGAGCUGGUAAAAGUACAUCCAUUAAGGUGAUAACUGGAGACACAAAACCAACUGCUGGACAGGUGCUACUAAAAGGGAGCCGUGAAGAGGACUCCCUGGGUUUCCUAGGGUACUGUCCUCAGGAGAACGUGCUGUGGCCCAACCUCACCACGAAGGAGCACUUGGAGGUGUUCGCUGCCGUGAAAGGGCUCAGGAAAGCCGAUGCGGCAGUCACCAUCACAAGGCUGGUGGAUGCACUCAAGCUUCAGGACCAGCUGAAGCUGCCCGUGAGGACCUUAUCCGAGGGAAUAAAGAGGAAGCUGUGCUUUGCGCUGAGCAUCCUGGGAAACCCAUCGGUGGUGCUUCUGGACGAGCCGUCCACGGGGAUGGACCCCGAGGGGCAGCAGCACAUGUGGCAGGCAAUCCGGGCCACCUUUAAGAACACGGAGAGAGGCGCCCUCCUGACGACCCACUACAUGGCAGAGGCGGAGGCCGUGUGUGACCGCGUGGCCAUCAUGGUGUCCGGAAGGCUGAGGUGUAUCGGUUCCAUCCAACACCUGAAGAGCAAAUUUGGCAAGAAUUACCUGCUGGAGAUGAAAGUGAAGGCCCUCGAGCAAAGGGAAAGCCUCCACCGCGAAAUCCUGAGGGUUUUCCCCCAGGCUGCUCGGCAGGAAAGGUUCUCUUCGGUGAUGGUCUAUAAAGUGCCAGUGGAAGAUGUUCGACCUUUAGCACGAGCUUUCUUCAUGUUAGAGAAGGUUAAACAGAGCUUCGACCUGGAGGAGUACAGCCUCUCGCAGUCCACCCUGGAGCAGGUGUUCCUGGAGCUCUCCAAGGAGCAGGAGCUGGAUGACUUUGACGAAGAACUUGACCCCUCAGUUAGAUGGAAGCUCCUCCCCCAGGAGGACCCUUGACGUGCCAAAACCUCUAUUUCCUUUCAAGCCUGCGGUUGUUUUUUUUGAGGCAUUUAUUUUUAUAGCUUCAAUGUCAGAUUUCUAGAAACUAUAUUGUAAACACAACAUGAUUCUUCCUGUGGUGGAGAGAAGGAGCAAGCACUGGGCAAUUGCAGUGACCGCGUGGACAGAGGCACAUGGCUGAGCCCGCCUCCUGGUCACAGCCUCUGUGUCUCUGCAGGUGGCCCUGAUUCCCUAUUUCUGCAUAAUACUGAAUAAGCAAACUCACUCUUACGAGACUGUUUCAUUUUCUGAGUACAAUAAACACAUUGGGUUCAAUUGUU